Entelurus aequoreus (snake pipefish) is the source of this 3169-nucleotide messenger RNA. RefSeq names its product neurofilament heavy polypeptide-like. The record is from RefSeq and is a predicted model, not a curated record. Bases 1643 to 3151 code for a protein of 502 amino acids. NCBI's taxonomy places the organism in Eukaryota, Metazoa, Chordata, Actinopteri, Syngnathiformes, Syngnathidae. The transcript has a single exon.
UGUUUCUCAUAUUUACAUUGAACCAGAAGAUGGACGGCCCAUCAAUUUCUCUAACUUGAAUGCAAGGAAGAAAAUGCUUGAAACAGAGAAAACUGUGAGGCAACUCAAAAGGAAAACUUUGCAAGGUUUAGUUGACCUAAGAGUGGAUCCUCUGAGUAAGACCACUAAUUGUCAAAAUCAGAGUGUAAAUGAUCUCUCCCCACCUUCUGUGUCUGCUUUGUAUCAAAGUUACUGGCUUCAGGACUAUAGAAUAGCUUCCACCUCAACAGGUGCGCCGCAAGGCAGUGAAACCUUUAAAGCGCAACAUCAUCACACUAUGAUCAGACCACCACUCAAUCUAUAAUGUAUUACCAGGAAAUCCAGGAACAGAACUUCAAUUUGUACAAAGAUCAGGUGUUAAUUUCAUGAUGACUCAAACUCCUCUGAAUGUUGCUCCUCAAGCUACCCUGGGCAGCCCAUCAAUGGUUUUUUCCAACAACCUCACAUAUCAACAAGUGAGUACAGAAUAUUUUGAGGCAAAGAAAAAUGAUUACACUCCUCCCAACACAAGUCUGUAUGUUGUGGAAGUCUGCAAGACACCCAAGGAUUUAGUCACAUGUCAGUCUACAUUGUGGCAAAGACAUGAUGAAAGUCUUGACUUGACGUCUAGACCCAAAAAUUCUUAUCAAGAAGCCAACUGUGGAAAGCUCUGAAGAAGGGUCCUCACACAGUGUUACACAAUGUCAUCAACAGCCAUCUCCCAUCCACAGCAGUGUGUGCCAGAAGCUAUUAGGUCCUCUCCAUCUCUGAACAAUCAACCAUCACCUAGACUUGGCAUUAUUCAAGCACCUAAAAACAAAAAAAUAGAUACUUCCCAAAACUCUGGGAAUGCUCAAUCUUUACAGGCAAGUGUAACCAAUAAUGAAAGAGCACUCCCUCAAAUAUCAACACAGCCUCAACCAGAACAAUACCCCUUCUUGGAACCACAAGGCAGUCUAUUGUCUCACAAACCAUAACAAGACAUGACCCAGUGCCAUUAAUCCCAAUUGGCCCACAAGAUUUUAGAGCUGCAUUGGCAAAGACAAGAAGCGGUGGCUUCAUCUCAAACAGGACCCACUUCUGUCAAGGGGUUGGUUUCAUUGUUUGAUGGUCCUGGUUCACAGCCACAUGUCUGUGGAAAGCCAGCUGCAAUCAUGCCCUGCUCCACUCCAACUGGGUCUACACCCGUAGACCCGAAGUCUCAGGUCACCGUUGCAGUGAAUGAUUAUUCUGUUGCCGUUUCUCCUGAUAUGACCAUGCCAACACAAAUUAGCUCUCCAAGUCCAGCUUUAGAAGAUGUACGAUUUCCAUCCUUGCCAUCUCAAUUGUCCAAAGAUCAAUCUUCAAUGCCACAGACAGAAUUAACAUCUCUACCGUCACACAUUUCUGAAUCUCAACACAAAGUAAACAUUUUAACAUCAAGCUCGAACAUUCAAGAAUUCAUUACAACCCCAUCUGACGAAUCAAAAAUUUCCAAUUUCAAGUGCAGCCAUCCUAUGAUAACCAACAGUUAAGCCAAGCAACUGUGACACCAAGCAAUGAAUCUUCACUGUAUGAACUUGGCAAUACUGCACCUCCUGCAGUUGUUCUCAGUGAAGCAAUUUUAGGGGAGCCUUCAGUCAAAAUGUCUGAAGAUUUAAAUACUGGAUAUGUGGAGGUUUUCAACAUAUCACAGGAUACAACAACCCAUCCAAGGUCAAUCUACAUUGGUAUUAAUAAUCAAGACAUAUCACCUGUAUCGCAAGUUGACAUAAAAAGUGAGUCUCGAUCAUAUGUUCGACUACCUCACAUAUUUGUCUCGGCUGCAAGUUCACCAGAAGAAGAGACCACUGAGGACCAGCUAAAAGAAUCUAAUAUGCCUGAAAUGUCAGAAGUCUGCGCUAAUGAAGGGCCCACUCUUACUGCCGUCCCCACAACAGAGGGUAAAGAUUCUAUAACUGUUGAUAAGACGGCACAGAAAGAUGUAUCUUUGGAUGAUGGUGGUACAAGUGCCACCAGUCCAGGCACCACAAUCUGCUUAUCUGAGCCUUCGACAGAAGACAUGAAUGUUGAUAAGCAGAGUCACCAGAACUUGACAAAAGACAUUUCCACUGCAGAACCCUCUGUCCUAGAGCCUGAUCUCCAAAUUGAAAGCCCAGCCGUUUCUGUGCCAACAGUUGACAAUAUAUUGUCUCCAGAUUUUACGAAUGUUGAUCUAAAGCCAAUUAAGGACCUGAUGUGUGAGAACCUCAAAAAAGAACCUACAAACUACCCAGCUCUUGAAGAACAAAGAACAAUUUCAGAUUUUAAAUCCCCUGAAAAUACAGAGUCUCCCGAAAAUGUUUUGGCGCCUGAGGAAGAAAAAACUAUUUCAGAUUUUGAAUCGCCUGAAAAUGCAGAGUCUCCCGAAAAAGUCUUAACACCUGAGGAAGAAAGAACAAUUUCAGAUUUUAAAUCGCCUGAAAAUACACAGUCUCCCGAAAAAGUCUUAGCACUUGAGGAAGAAAUAGCAAUUUCAGAUUUUAAACCAUUUGAAAAUACAGAGUCUCCCGAAAAAGUCUUAGCACCUGAGGAAGAAAGAACAAUUUCAGAUUUUAAAUCGCCUGAAAAUACACAGUCUCCCGAAAAAGUCUUAGCACUUGAGGAAGAAAUAGCUAUUUCAGAUUUUAAACCAUUUGAAAAUACAGAGUCUCCCGAAAAAGUCUUAGCACCUGAGGAAGAAAUUACUAUUUCAGAUUUUAAAUCGCCUGAAAUUAUAGUCUCCCCCCAAAAUGUCUUAUCGGAAGAGCUACUCACACAUAUAAAAUCCUCUGAAGAAGUUCAACAACUUGUGGAUAAAAGUGAAAAUCUAAUUUAUUUACCUGCUUCUGAAGUCAGUCCGGACAAAGCUGUUGAAGAAGUCACGCUUGAUCAACCUCAAGCUGGACAACCUGAUGAACAACAGGGAAAAAGUUUAUUUUCCAUGUUUAGCAGCGGUGAUGUAAGUCCAGAGCAGACCUCUUCCAAUCUGGUCUAUCAAUACUUGGAGGUAUUAUUCCUGGCUCCUCUACAAAAGAUACUCCUGGCACUGGCUUACUCUCAAUGUUUAGUGGCUCAAACACACAGUCUUCUCCUGGAAACAAAAGCCUAUCAGCCCCACAAGAGCCACAAGUAAAAGGUUUACUCUCAAUGU